This is a messenger RNA of Gadus macrocephalus (Pacific cod), 1076 nucleotides long. RefSeq names its product C-type lectin domain family 3, member Ba (gene clec3ba). NCBI's taxonomy places the organism in Eukaryota, Metazoa, Chordata, Actinopteri, Gadiformes, Gadidae. Bases 236 to 973 code for a protein of 245 amino acids. The record is from RefSeq and is a predicted model, not a curated record. The transcript is spliced from 3 exons.
CUGAAACUAAAUGCUAAAUGAAGAUUGGUUAAUAGUUGUUUGCUCAAUUGCUUUGUAUCUUUAGUGGCCCCCAAUUAUUUUUGGAAACAGCCAAAGUAGCUAUUGAUUAUGCUGCUAAAAUACAGCUUCAUCGGCCUGGAGUCCUGCAUUAGGCAGAAAAACAGGCAAUAAUAUAAGACAAUAAUGAGACGUCUGUAAACCAUUUGGCGUGUUCAAGAAAGGAUUUCCUCAUACAAUGCUGUGCAGCCACGACCGGGGUGUAAGAUUCACAUCUGCUUUUGGCCAAGUCCUCGCCGCGACACAGCGCUUUGGUGUUUCACCACCAGUACAUGAAAACAGCCCUAACGUCGCCUUCAAAAGUGUUUUUGUAAUGGACCUUAGAGGGGCUAGCUUGAUAUUAUGUCUCCUUCUUCUGGUGAACCCUGCUCUUCAGCAGACCCCUGCAAGUGCAAAGAAGAAGAACGCAAGGAAAGAGGCUGCAAACAAUGCUGUGAUCGAGAAGAUGCAGAAGCAGAUUGAUGAUAUUUUAGAAGAGCUGAAUCUACUGAAAGAACAUCAAGCAUUACAAACAGUUUGCUUGCGAGGCACAAAGGUCCUGGGCAAGUGUUUCCUGGCGGAUCCUGUGAAGAAGAACUACCAUGCAGCCAGUGAAGACUGCGUCGCCAAGGGGGGCAGCCUGGGCACCCCUGUGACCGGGGAUGAAAACGACCGGCUCUAUGAGUACGUGCUCCGGAGCAUCGGCCAAGAGGAGCACGUCUGGUUAGGGAUCAAUGAUAUGAUCACCGAGGGCCAGUGGGUGGACCAAUCAGGCCAUGGUGUGCGCUUCAAGAACUGGGAGACGGUCAUCACGCUGCAGCCGGACGGUGGGCGGGGCCAGAACUGUGCCAUCAUGUCCACCUCGGCCAAUGGGAAAUGGUUUGACGAAAACUGCCGUGCUGAAAAAGUCUCCGUGUGUGAGUUUAAUAUUGUUUAACGAGGACUGCCCCUGUUGUCCUUUUGAAAAACAUGAAGCAUGUUUAAGUGUGAACCGAUAUAAGUUGUAACCUGUGCAUGCCAAUAAAAACAAAAUCGAUUUA